Peniophora sp. CBMAI 1063 is the source of this 1536-nucleotide messenger RNA. The record is from the annotation of a GenBank genome assembly. NCBI's taxonomy places the organism in Eukaryota, Fungi, Basidiomycota, Agaricomycetes, Russulales, Peniophoraceae.
AUGUCCAAUCUCCCCGACAUCGACGCCAAACGUGAAGACAGUAUCUCUCUGAAGGAAGUGGUCUCGGAGGGUUCGGGCGAUGUAUAUUGUCCCGAGGUCGAUGUCAGCGGCGUGGACGAGCGGAAACUGAUGCGCAAGAUCGACUUGAGACUCAUCCCAUACCUGACGCUGCUUUACCUCAUGAACUCGCUCGACAGAGGCUCCAUUGGGAAUGCACGGUUAUAUGGGAUGGAGGCGGACAUCGGCAUCAGUGACAAGCAAUAUCUGCUCGCCCUCACGGCGUUCUUCUUCCCGUAUUCUUUCCUAGAGCCGCCCAGCAAUCUCGCACUCCGCAGGCUGCGGCCGUCACGUUGGUUCGCAUUCACCGUUUUUGUAUGGGGCGUGGCAAUGAUGUGUCAUGCGUUUGCCAAAGACUAUGCGCAGCUGGUUGGUUUGCGUAUCUUGCUCGGAGCCGCAGAAUCUGCGUUGUAUCCAGGCAUUGUCUUCUUCAUAUCUUGUUGGUACAAACGUUCACAACGCGGUACCCGCCUUGCCGCUUUCUUCACUGCAUCAUCCAUCGCUGGAGCAUUCAGCGGUCUGCUCGCCGCUGCCAUUCACAAUCUCGAUGGAGUCGGGGGUAUCGCAGGCUGGUCAUGGAUAUUCCUCCUGGAAGGGCUUGCCACGAUCGUGUUUGCAAUCAUCGCCCUAUGGGUCCUUCAAGACUUCCCGCAGACGGCGACGAUGUUGACAGAGGAAGAACGCGUGUUCAUCAUCCGUGGACUACAGGCGGAUCAGCAGUUCAGUGCAGUCAGCGGAGAGCGCUUCCAGUGGAGAACCGUAUGGCAAACAUUCCAGGAUCCCAAGACGUACAUUAUCAUGAUCAUCCACGCCGCCUUCGUUGGACCGUUAAUCGCAUUCUCGCUGUUUACACCCACCAUCGUCAACCAGCUUGGGUUCGGCGCGACGGCUGCUAAUCUAUUGAGCGUGCCUGCCUACGUCUGGGGGUGCAUCCUGACAUGCAUCGUUGGUUACUUCGGUGACCGCUUCGGACGAAGAGGAUAUCUCAAUCUUAUUCUCUUUGGUACCGGCUUCGUGGGUUAUCUCAUCCUCGUGAAGUCGCGUACGCCGGGCUUGUCCUAUUUCGCCACCUAUCUCGCAGCAUCGGGCAUUUACCCUACCAUUCCAAAUUCAGUUGCAUGGGUGUCUAGCAACGUCGAGGGAUCGUAUAAACGUGCGCUAACGUUCGGUCUCGCAGUCGGCUUCGGCAAUCUGCAGGGCGCAGUAACGUCAAAUGUAUAUCGCGCCCAAGAUAAACCGUGGUACACACUUGGACAUGGGAUCGUUCUUGCGUAUGCUGGUCUCGGAUUCAUCACUUCCCUGGCGUACAUUCUCGUGCUCCGGAGGGAGAACGCAGCUCGCGAGCGAGGCGAGCGUGACGAGGUCAUCGCUGGCGUGGACAACAAACAUGCAAGCGAGGAUAAUGGAGUCUUUGAGAACACUGACCAUGCACGGCGAGAGAAGGGCGAUGCCUGGAGCGGAUUCCGUUACACGCUCUGA